This is a messenger RNA of Bombus pyrosoma, 4746 nucleotides long. RefSeq lists its product as uncharacterized. The record is from RefSeq and is a predicted model, not a curated record. The coding region runs from base 3447 to 4625 and encodes 392 amino acids. Lineage: Eukaryota; Metazoa; Arthropoda; Insecta; Hymenoptera; Apidae. The transcript is spliced from 12 exons. Gene Ontology annotation, biological process: sensory perception of smell; detection of chemical stimulus involved in sensory perception of smell. Gene Ontology annotation, molecular function: olfactory receptor activity; odorant binding. Gene Ontology annotation, cellular component: plasma membrane.
AUGUUUUAAUAUCUCUCUGAUAUUGAAAUACUGUGACGUAGACUGUUUUCCAAUGUUUGAACGGGAUAAAAGGAUAUCCGCAGUCCAAUACAAACACAAUUUUGGUAAUGUCAGGAUUCGGUUCCUGUAAAACGUAGGAAAUGUGACUUACGAUGCUUUUUCUCUGUGAUUUUCGUCUGCAACAAAAAAUCAGAGUUAUGUUUGAUUUUUUCGAGCGAUCAUCCAUCGAGAGUAAACAAAUAUUUGUUUUCAUUUUUGGAAUGGUCGAAAAGGUUUGUGACUUUAGAUCGUUUAUCUUUAUGUAAUACCAUACAUUUCAACAUAAUAAUUCAAUUUAUCGAAAUUAUUAAAAUAUAGCAUAUUUCAUAUUUUUUUUAACUGAAAUAACACCACAUGCAUGGAUAAAAUUCACUUGACAUCUUAUAAUUUAGGUACAUGGAAGUUAUAGUGUCAUAAUAUGCAGCACUUUACGUUACGACACCUUAUAUAUUUCAAGAUCAUUCGUUGCUAUAUUUUUCAGCUCUAACAGGAAAUUCUUAAUUUGACGACAGCAGAUUCUUUUCAAUUAUCUCUUAUAUUUGUCACAGAAUUCCUAUAAAAAAUCUGCAUUCGAACGAUAUCUGGUGCUCCUUACAUUCCCAGCUUGAAAUUUCACAAAGAUCUGGAUAUAUAUUGAAAAUUGCUGUUCCCAAAUAUGGAGACAUCUAAAUUGACAAGCGACAAUAAUGUGAAUACCUGAGUCAUUUCUUCCUUGAUAGGACCAGUCGUUGUACAUCCUUUAUCCAUUUGUCGCGUAUAUCUAAUUUUUCCGAAUUACUCGUUAGUCAUAGUAAAUUCAUGUCCAUAACAUGUCUAAUAUCUGCUAGUUAAGUGUUAUUUCAUUUCAGUUACUGAGUACGUCUUUCUCGUACUUUACCGUGAUAUGCUCAAGUCAAUAGAAUGUUUAAAGCAUCAUGGACUUAUGGUGUUGACAGCAGCGAAAUUGUUACUUGAAGUCAGAUUUCUGAUAGUCAACGUGUUUAUUCCACAUUUUAGUGAAUAACGCUGAUGCUUCUUCAAUGUGCUUUUUAAAAUACAUACACUAAGAGUUACUACUUUACCAUAGUGUUAACUGUAAUAGCUAGUAUGAUGUUGUUGCGCAUUAAUGUAGUAUAAUAUAUAGUCACUCUCUUCUUUCUUUCAAUUUUAUACUGAACGAUAUACUAUAUUUUUAAAUUAGAAACUUAAUAUCAUCUGUUCCAUGAUUUUUUUAUAUAUCUGCAUAGUAAACAUUUGGUGGUCAUUGGUCAACUACGCUAUACAAAGCUUAGCACUCACCAUUGAUUACUUCUGCAACCGAAUACAAAUUUCAAUAACUUCGUUUGUAUGCAAUCGAGCAAAUACAAUCUAGAGCAACAAACAGUACUAUAAUGACAGGUGGCACAUCUUUGAUUGCGAAGUUUGAGCAAUAAUUGUCAUGACUUCGAUUGUGUUUGCCGUAUCUCAAUUGCUGCCAGUCAUUAUCGAUAUCAUGAUACCUGUAAACGAAUCUCGAUCAGCCCACUUGACCAAUAUGACAUUUAUUAUCAUACGAUCUAACGACUCGUCCUAUUUUGCAUUAUUUUCUUUGAUUAUUGUUAAUAUUUUGGGAGCAAUAGUGAUAACAACCACUGAAACGACUUACGUGAUACUCUGUCAACACCUUUUUGGGAUGUUUACAAUUGCAGGUAAUAAAAUCGAACAUGCGUUAGAUUGUGACAAAUAUGAAAUGUCUCCCAUACGUAAAAACAUCGUGAUUUUCUUAAGAAUUGUAAACGCUGUGAACACACACCAACGAUGUCUCACAUACAGCGCGAAAUGGUAUGAAGCUCCCGUAUGGAUACAAAAACUAUAUCUUUUCUUGAUGAUAGAAACUACAAUCGACUUAAAAAUAAUUCUUGGUUUCUAUACCCCAUCGGUAGAAGGUUUCUUCAGGGUAUCUAUAAUUUGUUGAAUUUUAUUUAUGUCUAUUUUUACUGCCAUUAACUUUCGGUAGUUUUACAUUCGUUAUUAAGAUCGACGAUUCUUUUUCUAGCUUGUAAAUUUAAGCGUCAGCUACCUUAUGGUGUUUCAUUCCAUGCAAAUAACGAAAUAAGAAAUUUUUUUAUUAGUCGAGGAGUUUACAAAUUUAAUUGAAUAAAUAAUAUAUCAGUUAUUAAACUGCAAUUUAUAUUCUUCCUUCUUCUAAUGCGUGACACGAGAAAGAAUUUUUUAAUUUCAGUUUCAAAGUUAAUAUUUUAUGCGAGUAUACAAACAGCAGCUCUUCCCUUUUGUUUGAGUAAGGUCAAGACCCUCGUUUAUGAAACGUUUAUUUUUUCACGAGAGUCCUUAUAUCGAUUUUCCUUUGCAUACCGUACUUUCCCCGUAACACACAUUCGCACCCCUUCACGACGAAUCGAUAUCUCCUGACACACAAAAGGAACUUCUUUCUAAGGAAUCCUUAUCCUCCUAUCCUUUCUCUUAUUUUAUCGAAUUUAUAUCAAAAUCACUGAAUAAUAUUAUUUAACAUAUUUUGAUAUAUUUUUUUUCCUAUAAUACAACGAGUAUUUUGAUACAAGAAGAUAAUUCUGCAGAAUAUUUCUUUCGUAUAAGCUCCACAAUUAUGGAGAUCUGUGGCAGAUGUAACAAUUACAACUACUUUUUAUUCAACUAUAAAUGAUUACGCAAAUUUAUAUUUUUUGGGGAUAUAUUUAAAGAUAAUGGAAUCUAGGCAGAGAAUUAUUUUAUCUACUAAAUAUUAUAAAUGAAAUACGUAAAAAUCUGCAGUGUACUUUUUAUAAUAAUUCUAUUGCAUUGGAAUUUUAUAGAAACUUCAAACGAGAUACUUUCACCUUCAACUAAUCGUAUGAAAUCUGCAUCAGAUUCUCUUCCUUAGAAACACGAUUUACAAUUGUGCAUAACUUUUGCUCAAUACUAUUGCUCGAAUUUCACUAUGAUCUUAUCAAAAACCAACUGUCUCUAACGCACAAAACACACAAAAGUUUUCUAUGAUAAAUGUCGAAAUAUUUUCGCGAAUCACUGUGCACAGGUAAGUGUACAACAAAGAACAAUCGAAGGUAGUUGAAAAAUAUAAAAGAUCUGCAUCUGUGUGAAUUUCAGAAAAUAGGAAGUGAUGUCGAGACACUUGGCGCGACAGUAAUUAUAAUUUCACCCCUAGAUAUAUUUCUUUUACCUUCGGUUGAAUUUCUUUUUUUACCCUCGCUACACAAGAAACCGAUGCAACUAUCGAUCCUUGCAAAUUGCCCGUGCUGUCAAUCAUUUCUGCCACUUCUUUCGAUAUUUCCCCACUUCCCUCCAUAUUUCCCCACUUCCCUCUUGAUAUUUUGCCACCUCCUUCCCCGUAUCUUGUCAUAAAUUCAGAAAGGGGGGAUUGUAUACCUGGCAACCGAUUGAGCGAAACACACUCGUGCUUCAGACUUCGUAGGAGAAUGACGUGCGUCAGGAGAUCCGACUACUCGUUCAUGAAGAAGCUUCUGCUGGUUUUGGGAUUCUGGCCAACUCCAAAUUCGAAGUUUCGUCUAUUUCGAAUCACUUUCUUUUAUACGGUUUACAUCGGUUAUCUACUGCUCGAGACAACAUGGUUUUACACGUUUGAGUGCGACAUCAAUUGCGUGGCGAAUGUUCUGUCCAUUUUUAUACAGAAUCUGAUGAUAGUUUUCAAAUACUUCAUUCAUCAUAGACAUAUGACUGCCGUAUACACUUUGUACACAGCGAUCGAAUUCGAUUGGAAAUUCUUGAGAAACGAUAAACCCAGCAUCGAAAUUCUUCGGAAAUAUGCAGAGUUGGUGAAUACUAUAUCGAUAUCGCUGAUGAUUCUCAUAUGUUCCGGUACCGUAGUCGUAAUUUUCAUGUAUCAGAUACUGCCUGUUCUUAAAAUACCAGAAGAAAAUUAUACUAGAUUCUGGCAACGACCGUUUGCUUUGAAAGCAUUAGGAAAAGCUGCAAGUUAUUCUACUCUCUAUCUGAUCUCCAUGAAUGUAUUUCUUAAUUAUAUAAUCUUGGCAGCUUUGGAAAUAACUUUUAUGGCUUUCUCAGAACACGUAUGUGGAUUGUUGAAAAUUACAAGCUAUCACUUGAGGUACGAUGCCAACGAAUAUAUUAAAGGAAUUUCUGGAUGCGAGAAAAAUAGUGACGUUUACACGAAGAUAAUAUUCGCCGUGCGUGUUCACAUAAAAGCGAUGAAAUAUGUGCAGAUCAUAUGGGACAUGUUCCAAAUGCAUUACACCAUUUUAGUACUUCUUGGUAUCAUUGGUGCAACCAUGGUGUUUGUCAGCUUCUAUCAAUUGGUGCAAACGAACGACGAGGGACGAAUGUUAAUGAUAAUACUCACCCUUUUAUUAUCUUUUAUUUGUCACGUUACAUUAACAAUGUACUUUGGCCAAAGACUAAUCGAUCACAGUUUAGGUGUCUUUUACGACGCAUACAAUUCUCAUUGGUACAAAAUCCCUGUGAAAGCUCAAAAAUUAUAUUUAAUGGUACUCACAGGAAGUGUAAGGGGCUGCUCGUAUUCCAAGGGCAAAUUAUUCGUUUCGUCGUUACAGGGUCUAACCGCGGUCUUAAACACAACGUUUUCGUAUAUCGCGUUCUUCUAUUCCGUAAAGAACUAAAGUUUUUAAGAAAGCUGAUAAAAGAUGGAACGAGACAUAAAUGAUGUUUGCUCUAAUAACAUUGACAUUUAACAGCCUGUUACGUAUCAUUGAUGUUGUUUGCACAAUAUGUGAAAUUAUC